CACCAUGAGAGUGUUUGUGUUUUCCCAGCGCUCUGCUGUGACAAACAUGUUUUCUCUCAUGCUCCGGAAGACAUUUUGGCUUGCAGCACAAUGGAGAGUUGCCCCCACGCUGCAGCCCCUCUUCCCCAGGGUUUCGGGAUGUUUGGUUAGAGAUUGCCAAACCACUGUGGAGUCAUGCAGACGAGGCCUCAGCAGCUCCAGUGGCUGGACGGGACAGGAGAGCCUGGCCCAGGAUGACCCAGAGAUGUGGAGCCUCCUGCAGCAGGAGAAGGACCGGCAGUGUCGCGGCCUGGAGCUCAUCGCAUCAGAGAACUUUUGCAGCCGUGCGGCGCUCGAGGCCCAGGGCUCAUGUCUGAACAACAAGUACUCUGAGGGCUACCCAGGACAAAGGUACUAUGGCGGUGCAGAGGUAGUGGAUCAGAUUGAGUUGCUGUGUCAGAAACGAGCGCUCGCCGCCUUCGGUCUGGACCCCAGUUUGUGGGGCGUCAACGUCCAGCCAUACUCCGGCUCCCCCGCUAACUUUGCAGCCUACACGUCUGUGCUUCAGCCUCACGACCGCAUCAUGGGCCUGGAUCUGCCUGACGGAGGACACCUUACCCAUGGCUACAUGACAGAUGCUAAGAGGAUCUCGGCCACCUCCAUCUACUUUGAGUCGAUGCCUUACAAGCUGGACCCCAAAACAGGUCUCAUAGAUUAUGAGCAGCUGGAGACGACGGCCCGGCUCUUCAGGCCCAGACUCAUCAUCGCAGGAACCAGCGCCUACGCUCGCCUCAUCGACUACGCUCGCAUGAAGAAGCUGUGUGUGGAGCUUAAAGCCUACCUGCUGGCAGAUAUGGCUCAUAUCAGCGGCCUAGUGGCAGCAGGGGCUGUUCCAUCCCCUUUCCACCAUGCUGACCUGGUCACAUCCACUACCCAUAAGUCCCUGCGUGGAGCGAGGGCCGGUCUGAUCUUCUACCGCAAAGGCGUGCGAUCUGUGGAUAACAAAGGUCGGGAGGUGACCUACGACCUCCAGGACAGGGUGAACUUUGCCGUUUUCCCUUCGCUUCAGGGAGGGCCUCACAACCACGCCAUUGCCGGGGUGGCCGUCGCCCUAAAACAGGCGUCCACUCCCAUGUUCAAAAAGUACAUCAGUCAAGUGAUGCUGAACGCCAAGGCCAUGGCUGACGCCCUGCUGAAGAGAGGCUACACCCUGGUGUCAGGUGGAACCGACAACCAUCUGGUCUUAGUUGACCUACGACCUCGCGGCAUGGAUGGGGCUCGGGCCGAGAGGGUCCUGGAGCUGGUGUCCAUCACCGCCAACAAGAACACCUGCCCAGGAGACAAGAGCGCCCUCACUCCAGGAGGACUCAGGCUCGGAACUCCGGCUCUGACGUCCCGACAGUUCAACGAGACAGACUUCAAGAAGGUUGUGGAAUUAAUUGAUGAAGGGAUUCAGAUCGCACUAGAUGUGAAGAAGAAGACUGGAAACCUGGCCAGCUUCAGGUCCUUCCUGCUGCAGGACCCAGAGACAGUGUCACGCAUCUCAGAGCUCCGCCAGCGGGUGGAGCUAUUCUCAAGACCCUUCCCCAUGCCAGGAUUCACUGACCACUGACUACACACCCUCACGACCCCAUGGACAUACUGGAUCCUUCAGACCUGCUCUAAUGUCACGUGUCAAAGUAUUGAGACCGGCCAGAAUAUAAUAUUGUCAUUUUAUCUUAGCUGUAUAAGCAUCUCAUUCAGAAGAAAUAUAUAAUAAUUAGACGUUGACUACUUAUAAGGGUACUGGCCAAAAAAGUUGGACUACUUUGAAAAGUAAGUGUGGGAAACAUGUUUGUUUGAUGACAUGAUUGAUAAUGCUACUCAUUUACAUCAAGUUGGGAUUCAUUUUAUGAAAUACUGUACUCUGCUGUACAUUCUCUGGCAGUUGAUAAAUUGACAUGUUUCCUCUUGAGAGACAGAACAUCUAAUAGACGACAGUAAUUCUACUUAUGUAUUUGGCUUUUUGUCACCAAACUCUUUUAAGAGCCCUUGUCGAAGUCAGGCUUUGUCCGGGAGCCUGGGAAACUCACAGCAGCUGCUUUGGGAAUUGAAAGACACUCACAGUUUACACCGGUAUGCACCCACAACACAACAAACCAGAAACGAUUAUACAAACUUAAUUUGGGGGGGUAAAACAUACUAAUGUCACAUACUUUACCUACACUUUGAUUUGUUAUUGAAAUAAAAAGUCUGAGUACAA
Messenger RNA from Platichthys flesus (European flounder), 2221 nucleotides. Its product is annotated as serine hydroxymethyltransferase, mitochondrial-like. Gene Ontology annotation, molecular function: zinc ion binding; pyridoxal phosphate binding; cobalt ion binding. Gene Ontology annotation, cellular component: BRISC complex; cytosol; mitochondrial inner membrane. Gene Ontology annotation, biological process: protein homotetramerization; purine nucleobase biosynthetic process; L-serine catabolic process. Bases 5 to 1591 code for a protein of 528 amino acids. NCBI's taxonomy places the organism in Eukaryota, Metazoa, Chordata, Actinopteri, Pleuronectiformes, Pleuronectidae. The transcript is spliced from 12 exons. The record is from RefSeq and is a predicted model, not a curated record.